UCGGCAGGGCAGUUAAUCGAAUAUUCUCCGAACGAAUCCAACUACCUGUCUCGCUAUAAGUAUACCCUACACCCACACGUACGCACUGUUUUCCUAGAGAAAGAAAGCGAUGACUGAGGCACUCAAGAGAGAUUACAGAGUGAAGGAGGAGAUUGGGAGGGGAAAGUACGGCGUUGUUUUCAGGUGUUACUCCGCCGUCACCGGUGACUGCUUCGCCGUGAAGUCAAUCGACAAGCGCCUCAUCGAAAACGACGCCGUUGACAGACAGUGCCUUUACAAUGAAGCCAAGAUCAUGCGGCUGGUUUCGAGCAAUAAUCAUCCAAAUGUCUUGAAAAUUUUUUAUGUUUACGAGGAUUAUAGCUUUCUCCACAUUGUGCUCGAGUAUUGUGACCCAUCGGACCUUUUUGAGCGGAUACAUGCCCGACCAUUUCUCGCCGAAUCGGAGGCUCGCAAUGUCAUGGUACCACUAAUGGAAGCCAUAGCACAUUGCCACCGGCUCGGGGUAGCCCACCGGGACAUAAAGCUGGACAACAUUCUUUUCAAUGACAGAAAUGAGCUGAAGCUUGCUGAUUUCGGCUCAGCUGAGUUCUUCCGUGACAGCCAGCAGAUGUCUGGCAUUGUUGGGACUCCCUCCUAUGUCGCUCCGGAGGUGUUAGCUGGAAAGAGCUACAAUGAAAAGAUUGAUGUGUGGAGCUCAGGGGUCGUUUUGUACAUAUUGCUAGCCGGCAUCCCUCCAUUUUAUGGGGAGUCAGCUAAGGAGAUUUUUGAUGCCGUGCUUAGGGCGAAUCUGAGGUUCCCGGCAAGGGUUUUCGAGUCGGUAUCCCCAGGAUGUAAGGAUUUGCUAAGACGGAUGCUUUGUAGGGAUGUAUCCAAAAGGUUCUCCGCUGAUCAAGUUCUACGUAAGUAUUAGUAUUAUGAUUGAUCUUCUUUCCUUUUUUCAUGUUGUUUGAGGUCAAAUAUGAUAUUCAUA
This is a messenger RNA of Olea europaea var. sylvestris, 970 nucleotides long. RefSeq names its product phosphoenolpyruvate carboxylase kinase 1-like. NCBI's taxonomy places the organism in Eukaryota, Viridiplantae, Streptophyta, Magnoliopsida, Lamiales, Oleaceae. Gene Ontology annotation, biological process: protein autophosphorylation; intracellular signal transduction; peptidyl-serine phosphorylation. The record is from RefSeq and is a predicted model, not a curated record. The coding region runs from base 110 to 910 and encodes 266 amino acids. Gene Ontology annotation, molecular function: calmodulin binding; calcium-dependent protein serine/threonine kinase activity; calcium/calmodulin-dependent protein kinase activity. The transcript has 2 exons. Gene Ontology annotation, cellular component: nucleus; cytoplasm.